GAACCGAAAUAAUCCUCUCUUUCACUUUUCUCUGGCGAUGAUGAUGAAUUCUCCGUUGGAUUACGAUGUGUUGCUAGAGAUCAUGUCUUAUUGUCCUGCAACGGAGAUGGCAAAAUUCCGUCUACUAAGCAAAGAAUGCAACAAACGAAGUUAUGAGAUGAGUUUUAUCAAUCGUCAUCUCCAUAGAACCAACUCUUUCCUCGGCUAUAUAUUUUAUUACAAAGAUAACAAGUGGUUUAGGAAUCACUCAUGUUUUGUCUCCGGCGUCGAUGAGAAAGAUAAAAACCGAAUCAAUCUUGCCUUUCUUCCUCCCCUUUGUAAUGUAUCCAUCGAAGCUUGUGAUACACAUCAUGGGAUUUUGCUCUGUGUCGAUGUUGUGUUUAAAGGUAGGCAAAAGAUACCAGAUUACAUCGUCUGCAAACCGGCUACAAAACAGUACCGGAUCAUACCAAACCCAAAGACCAGGUUUGGCACUGUCGCAACCGGUUUAAUGGUGAUUUCGUCGAACCCGUUUCGGUAUAAGAUCAUUAGGGUUUCUGAUACAUGGGCAAGAGUGGGUAGGGAUGGUGUCUAUAAUCUACGAGAGAGUUUGUUUGAAUAAAGAUGACGUUGAAGGAAAAGAUAGGAGCGAGGAAGGAAGAAGAGAUGGGACUAUAUAGAGGAGAAGAAGGAAUAUCAUGAAGAGAAUUGAAGAUGAUUCUUAUGCAAGUAUUUGUUAUUGUUAUCAUAUUGUUAUUUAGCUCUCUUUUUUUCAUAUCCCCAACUCUCUAAAAGAUAU
Molecule: messenger RNA, 778 nt
Organism: Arabidopsis thaliana (thale cress)
Lineage: Eukaryota; Viridiplantae; Streptophyta; Magnoliopsida; Brassicales; Brassicaceae
Product: F-box associated ubiquitination effector family protein
Exons: 1
Coding region: 38-601 (187 amino acids)
Source: RefSeq, marked reviewed